This is a messenger RNA of Toxotes jaculatrix (banded archerfish), 4811 nucleotides long. RefSeq names its product CTD (carboxy-terminal domain, RNA polymerase II, polypeptide A) small phosphatase like 2b (gene ctdspl2b). The record is from RefSeq and is a predicted model, not a curated record. Lineage: Eukaryota; Metazoa; Chordata; Actinopteri; Toxotidae. The transcript has 13 exons. Gene Ontology annotation, molecular function: phosphoprotein phosphatase activity. Bases 203 to 1636 code for a protein of 477 amino acids.
UGGCGCCUGGUAACACAACGGUGUGUCAUUUCGGAGACGGCCCUUGAGUAGAUACACAGAAAAGUCGGAUCAGAUCACGAAAACAACCACUGCAUCCGUUGUGAUGUUUAAACGGUCUUGAAUCGUCAUCUCCAGAUACUGCGGAUCACUGUAAAGUAAUGUCUGAUUUUCUAAAACAGCCUUACAUGUGACUGCUAAAACAAUGAGGCUGAGAAUGCGAAAGGCGUCUCAGCAGCCGAACCCCAGUGUGGCAAGCCGCCCGUCCCGGGCCAAGCGGAGGCAUUCAGAAGUAGAAGAGGACACUCCUACAAGUGGAAGGAGGAGCUUGUUCUCCACCAUCAAAAAGUUCAUCAGAGGAAAUGCUGUUAAGGUGGAGCAGGAAAGUCCAGCCAAGAAGACACGUCUCCACUGUGAUGUGGACAACAAUCUGAUCACCUCUAUUCCCCCGAACACCAACACCCCCCGCAGGACUAUCAGCAGGGUUGGCAGGAGAGGCUCCGUCAAUGGAGAGGCAACCAAUCAUGACAGGAGUAAGGAGAAGCCCAAUGGCAGUAUGGAAGAGACGACAGCCGUUGAGGUGACCACCAGCCCUCCAAGAACCACCCUUCUUGGGACCAUCUUCUCCCCUGUUUUCAACUUCUUCUCACCAGCUAAAAAUGCCUCUUCUGGCUCGGACUCUCCAGACCAGGCAUUGGAGGCUGAGGAGAUAGUCAAGCAGCUGGACAUGGAGCAAGCUGUGGAGACACCCACCAGCACAGCCACAUCCACGCAGGAACUGUGUGCCACCACUAACUUCUACUCUAGUGUAUCACAGCUGCCUCCUCUGCGACCUCCCCACAUCUCUGAGACUUGUCCCACAGUGGAGGAGGGAGAGCUUGAUGCUGAUGCUGACCUUCCACCCCUAACAGCUCCAGGUUCCAGUCCAGAUAUGGCAUAUGUGGACUCUCCUCCCACCGCGGUACCACCAGAGGCAUCCUACGAGGAAGACUGGGAAGUCUUUGACCCGUAUUUCUUCAUCAAGCACGUCCCUCCACUGACAGAAGAGCAGCUCACCCGUAAGCCAGCCUUACCACUGAAGACACGCAGCACACCUGAAUUCUCUCUGGUCCUAGACCUGGAUGAAACAUUGGUUCACUGCAGUUUAAAUGAGCUGGAAGAUGCAGCACUUACCUUCCCAGUUCUCUUUCAGGAUGUCAUUUACCAGGUGUAUGUGCGCCUGAGGCCGUUCUUCAGAGAGUUUCUGGAACGCAUGUCUCAAAUUUACGAGAUCAUCCUUUUUACAGCCUCUAAAAAGGUGUAUGCAGACAAACUGCUCAACAUCUUGGAUCCUAAAAAGCAGCUAGUGAGACACAGGUUGUUUCGUGAGCAUUGUGUCUGUGUCCAGGGAAACUACAUCAAGGACCUCAACAUCUUAGGCAGAGAUCUGUCAAAGACCAUCAUCAUCGACAAUUCACCACAAGCCUUUGCAUAUCAGUUGUCCAAUGGGAUUCCCAUAGAGAGCUGGUUCAUGGACAAGAAUGACAAUGAGCUGCUGAAGCUGGUGCCCUUCCUGGAGAAGUUGGUUGAGAUGAAUGAGGAUGUGCGGCCGCAUGUUCGGGAGCGGUUCCGGCUUCAUGACCUGUUGCCCCCUGAUUGAAGUCGACCACAGUCUCUCAGAACGGGACAACAUGAAAAGACUGAAAGCAACAUGCGUGUAAAAAGCCCCUCUUUGGAUUACAAACUACAACAUUGCCAUUACUGUUAAAAUUUUAGCCUUUUUCCUUUUUUUGGGGUUUUUCUUUUUUUUCCCUUUGGUUUUGUUUUGUUUUGUUUGUUUUGUUUUUUUUUUUUUUGUUUGUUUUUAAAGCCACCAUUGCUUUUUAAAAAAAACUUCAAAAGAAAAACAUUUUUAAAGAUCUGGGUGACAUUUUCUAAAUAUCUAAAUGUAUAGAUUAAAUUACACACACUAUGAACAAGCCCAGGUAGACUCCUCUUUUUGACUGACUCUCCAGCUGUGGAGCCGGGUAUCGGCUCCACACUAAAUUCUGAAGUCUUGGUGCUGGUUUAGUGGAUAUGAAAAUGCCACCUGGUUAAGAGGAACUCCACCCCAACUGAGUCCCUGAACCCAAACCAACCCCUGGUGCUCACGCUGUUGACACUGAUGAAUAACGACACUCUGUGGCUACAGACCAUUUUCAGCAGGAAUGACUGGCCUGUAAAUCAAUCUGUGCAUGUGUGUAUGUUUACUCCUAGCCACACACACACACACACUCACUGAUUUGGUGUUUGGCAAACCUACAAUCUGUAGCCUUUAAAAUCAUAUGCAUUCCUCCGUAGCUGAGUCAAGUUUCUAUUGUUGGUUGCAGUUUUUUUCUGGUAAAACUGGUGUUUCAUUGUUUUUGAAAAAAAGGUAACAUUUCAAAAUGUUUUACUUCUUUUUGUAAGAUACGAUAUUUUAAACGGGGUCAUGUAAGUUUUGUUGUAAGCCUUUUUCCUAUUAGGAGAACAUGGUUGCAUAUUAAGGAGUCCACUGCAUAGUCAGAUGAAAUGGAAUUAAUCCAGGACUUUAAAUAUAGUUUGUUCUCGUUUUAACAAAUAGAGGUUUAAGUCAGUGUGUUGGCUUCACUGUGGACAUAACAUGGCUCCCUAAUUAAAUGUUAGGAUUAAGAAUCUUGUUACCUGUAAAUCUGACAUAUUGUAAAGGUCUGAGGGCAUUCAUUUUCAAAGUGAUAUGUGUCAAGGUUAACCCUUCUUUAAUAAUAGUAUUUGAUUUGUCAUUUGUCUAUAAUCAGUAUUGUCUUUUACUCCUAAUCAAGUAUUCUGGCUAAAUCAGAGCUCGGUUUCUUUUAGUUGUGAUGUGUUAUUUGAUGGCUAUGUCAGUAGCAUUAUGACUAAUGUAGCACAUCUCUGCCAGUGUGUCAUGAAGUCUACUCAUGGUAGAAAUUUAUGGCCAGACCCUGUACCAGCCAUAUCUGGCACCAGCAACAUACUGUUUUAACUGUCAGCUUCACUGACUGCCCCUCUACCUGUCCUUUUCAGAUUUUUUACCUUGUACUUUCAAGCUUUUGUUUUAUUUUGUUUUUCUUUUUUUUUUUUUUUUGUUUAGCACAGUUAAGUUUAAGAAUGGUAACUAUGUGAAUGUGUUUCUGCCUGGACACUUAAGCCAAACUGACAUUUUACUCCACUGUUGUUUCAACUUAAUUUAUUUAGUAGUGAGACAAACAGUAGGCAGACAUGUAGAUGACGUUUUGGCAUCAUGCUUACAAGCCUAAACCUGCGAGGUAAAGACAGAAAGAUCAAAUUCCUGUCAGUCACUAAAAGGCUGUCUUCUGUCCUCGGCCAAACCCUCAAUAGUCAGCUUAAAUCUCCAUGACAAUUUGGCUUGCAUUAUUGAACUUUUUACGGUUCUUGUUCAGUUUGAAUCAAAGUGCAUUUUAUGUUAAAGCAAAUGUGAGUGUUUGGAUAUGUCUGGGUUGCCUGUACAGUGCCAUACAAUUCCUCUCCUCACAAGUUGCCCCCCACCCCCAAUUUUCUGUUCUCCCAUCCCCAAAAUGCUUAGAUGGAAAGAGACAAUCAGACCUCAAAGCUCUGCAAAUACUGAAACCUGGAGACACCUGCCCUUCCCUCUAUUUUUUUCCAGCGUGCAGUAUGUGUUGUGUACCGUGAUUCCAUUGAGUUAUAGCCCCCACCCCUCCCUCCCCAUGAGUAAAUUUGCCAGGUGAAUCCUGCUGUGCCCUGCCCAAACAAACCCUGCUGCUCACUCAACACAGGUUCUGUUCAGAGAUGGUUUCCUGCCUGUCUUUGCCUUUUCUCACCAGAGGUUAGUAGCUCUCCAUAAAUUUAGAAUUUGUUUGUGUUCAAGUAAAAUUGUUACAGGGCACAAUGGUGUUUACUCUGUUAUGAGUACACAUGUCCAGACUAUGAAUGUAAAAUUGUACAUGAGGUGAAGUUUUAAGUGUCUUUCCGAAUUCCUUGUUGUGUUCUUUCCUCAUCAAGUAGAACAAAUAGACGAGGAGCGAUGCCAGUUCACAUCUGCCAUUCAGAUGUUGAAGUAGAGGCAAGAACAGUGUUGCAUGGGAAGAGGAAACAUGUCUUGAGGUCCCACCAUGGUAGCCCCCUCCCUGCCCCCAAUGACCUCUCACCACCCUGACUGCCAUCUUUUAGUAUGCAAGCCUCACCUGGAGUGUGUGAUGUAGCCCAGGUUUGCUCGUCUCCUCAGUGGGCCGUGUGAUUAUAUGCGAUUAUCAGUCGUGGCUUGUUUCUGAGGGAUCGGUGGGAGGCAUUUGAUACUUUUAAUCCAGCUCAUUUUUAUGUGCAUUACCAGUCUAUUGUACACUGAGUUGUUGUACAAUACAUGCAGCUUCAUGUUUAAAAAAAAAAAUCCUUAAAGUAAGGAAAAUCUUUUGUAUUUUUGAUUUCAAAAGGCAUGUCAUAUCUACUUUUUAAAUGUAUUAAUGAAGAUUUAACUUUACAUCAGAUGGAGUGUUUUUUUCUUACAAAUAUCUGUCUGUUUAGUUUAGCGCUAUGUCACUGAACUGUUAAACUUAGCAUGUAGAGAAUACAGCUUGCUUUGUGGGAAAGUCCUGAAUUAAAUUUUAAUCAUGGCACUUUUUCUGCAGAAAAAAAGCAACCGUGUUAAUGUUUUUUUAUUUUUUUUUUUUCAAUAUCCGUUAAGCCAUUUUACUUGCAAGAACUGCUAUUUGUGCUGAAGAUGUAUUUAAAAAAUGUUUUAAGACAUCUUUGUUAGCCGUCAGGCUAUAUGCUAUUGUAAAGUGUAUAUACAGUUACAUUGAAUUUCUGAAACAAAGUUUUAAAGUUAAAAACCUUUUGCA